GUCUGAUAUGAGAACUGACAAUGCGGAAAGUGUUAAAAUUUGUUAAAGGCAAACGAGAAGACAAAAAGGAACAUGGAUCUUCAAGCAGAUCGAGUGGGCCCUUUGCUGAUCAUCUAAGCGCAGUUGAUCAGUUAACCCCUACAGAUGACCAUUGUACUGGACUUGAACAAGGCUUCGGAUAUUAUGUUGAUCUCAGUGGAAAGGAUAAAACAAUUACAAAACUUCACAAAGCUGCAUGGCAAGGAAAUUUGGAAAAGCUGAAAGUUAACAUGAAGAAGAUUGAUAUGAAUGUUGCCGACAGGCUGAAUAGAACUCCAUUGCAUUUUGCAGCAGCACAGGGACACGCAAAUAUAGUAUGGUUUCUUUUGGGAAACAAAGCAAAUUUCAAUAUUUGUGACAAUGAAGGGAAAACUCCAUUUCUGAAAGCAGUUGAAUGUGGACAUAAAGAAACCAUACAAAUCAUGCUGGAAAGAGGAGUAGAUAUCAACACCAUUGACUAUAGUGGCAAUUCUGGUCUACAUAUUGCAGCAAAACAGGGCUUCUAUGAAAUCACUUCCACAUUAUUGAAACAAGGAGCAAAUUUUGAAAGUUCAAAUAAUUUUGGUGAGUUUCCCCUUCACAUUGCUACAAAAGCUGAACAUAAGGACCUAGUUGAACUGCUGCUAAGAUAUGGUUCAUCUGUUAAUAUUGUUGAUAGAGACAAUCGAUCUCCACUCAUGUUUGCUGCUAAGUGUGGAAGCAUGGCUUUGGUACAGUUAUUUCUAGAGUAUGGAGCUCAGCGUGGGGUUAUGGAUUCAAAUGAUUGGACAGCAGAAGAUUAUGCACUGAUGGGUGGGCACCAAGACAUAGCUGCUGAAUUGAAAUCUCCAUCAGAAAGGAUGGUUAUGUCUUUCACUGAAAAAAGUAUAGAAUCUCAAAGUCGCAAUAGUGGUAUAGCACCUUCGAAACGGUCAGUCUCAGAUGCAUCUCUUCCCCCUGAUCAGCAGGAACAUGAGAAAGAGGAUACAAAUUCUGCUGAAAAACAGAAUGAAGAAGCUGACAAUAGUGAUACAUGGAAUGACAGUCAGCUGUCAGAUUGCAGUUUGAAACAGAAGGGUGCAGGUCUGAAAUUGACAAAAUUUCUUCCACCUUCCUCUGAUGAUGAAAUUAGUGAAGAAAGCAUUCACAGCCCUAGAGUACAAGAAAUGAAAGAUGAAGAAAUCCAGGAUUCUCCUCGAUCUUGUGUCAUACCUCCUCCUUGCAAGCCACCUAGAAGUUGGGAUCUUAUCCAGUCUGGAGUGAUAGAUGACCCAAAGGUUCUGGAGCCUCGUCGACGCAGUCUUUUACCGCUGGGUUCUCUAAAAUCAAGACGUGAAAGCUUCAAUGAGUCCCCCAGUGCUGCUGAAUCCCCAAGCUUCCAUGGUGAUAAUCUUCAUAGAGAGCAAAGUGAUGCUGAUCAGUGGCAUGGUAGUCAGAGUUUUAGAAAAAGUGAUGACAGACAAGACGCACUGACCCGUCAUUUAAAUUUAUCAGAAAAUGAAGAAAAUAGAGACAGUCCAUCUACAAAGUAUGAAGGCAUUCAGGUGAAGGAGAACAACUCACAACUACAUAAAGAAAAGAAGGAAAGCUCUCCUUUGGUUGGUGCAGGAGGAGGUGGUAUGUUGGAUGACAUCAGAUCUAGCAAGGAAAGUUUGAAGGGAUCGAGCUCCAAUAGCGACUGGGAUAGUGAUGAUAGUUUGCCGCUGGAUAACUAUUCUGUUGCAAAUGUAACUAUAAGUCCAGCAGAUACUAGUGAUUCUCCUUUGAAAGUUUUUAGAGUCAUUAAUCCAAGUGAGCUUGAUGUACCUGAUGUUACUGAUGACACUAAAGAUGGCUCCCCAUACUCUUUGAAUGCUGAGAAGAAGAGCCGAUUUCUGACAAGAGCUCCCUCAAUUGACUUGACAGACGAUGAUGCAGAAACUGGAAAGCGUAAGCUUGGUCACAGUCCCGAAGCCUCUGAACUGGAAAGGCACGAUGAAAUAGAUGUAAAUUGUUCAAUUUCAGGUACUCUUGGGAGAGAUGGAACAUUAUUAGGCUAUGAAGAAGUAUGGGAAUCAAAUGCACAUAUCCAAAAAAGCAAUGUUACUUUUUCUGGUCCAUCUUUGAGUGCAGGCGAUACCCACAUCUCUAUUAAGGAAGAAUUUGAAGAAACAUUGGUUUGGAGUUCACCUCAGAUUGAAGGAAAUAAUAAAGGAUUGGCUUGCCUCGAGCAUUCAAAAGAAGUAUCUGAAAACUGGAACAUUCCUGAAGACACUCUUCUGUACUCGUCACCUCGAUUUGAUAAAGCCAAAAGUAUUGCUGUUUCAGAAAAUGAUGUUUAUAUGGAAGGAGCCAAAAAACAGACUUCCAUGGAUGAUGCUGAUAGAAGAAAUGGUGGUCUAAAGUUAGAAUCACGUUCUUUGGAUGCGCUUGAACCAGAGAAAUUUGUGCCAGAUGCAAGGAUACCCCGCACAAAGAAACAUGCCCGUCAGCAGUCCAUUUCAUUGCAGUCAUGGAGUAGAAGUGAGGAGAUGCAUGAGAAUCCACCAUCUGCAGCAAAUAUUGAUAGGAUGAUUGAAGAGAACCAGCGUAUCAAUGCACAGCUCAGGUGUUAUGAUGAAGCAUUGCGAGAUCUUGCUCACGUGUCUGUGGUAAGGAAGCAAAGCUCAUUGUCUCUUCCUCGUGCAAAAGAGACAUCUGGCUUGACAAGAUCUCAGUCAGCAGGAUCAAGAAAUGAAGGUUUUAUCUCACUGCCAUCAGCAAACGAUUUUGGUCCAAGGGAAAUGGCACAGUCAGCAAUUGUAAAGAAACAGGGGUCCUUGUCUUUACCUAGAACAAGUGAAAUACCAGAUUUUACCAUGGUUCAAUCAUUAGGACCCAAAAAGCAAGGACACUCAUCUCUUCCUUGUACAAAUGAAUUUGGUACAAGGGAAAUGGCACAGACUGCUAUUGUAAAACGCCAGGGUUCUUUGUCUUUGCCAAGAAGAUGUGAGAUACCAGACUUUGCUUCUGCAGCAAAUGAAGAAUAUUUGUCUCUUCCACGUUCAAAUGAACUGAUAGAUGAGGCAUUUAAAGAAAUAGGUCAGUCAUCUGUUACUAUGAAGAGGGGAUCACAUUCCCUGCCUCGUUCGAUUGAUGCAAAAUUGAUAUCUUUGGGUGCAGAUCCUGUCCCUCCUCCAAGACAUAAAAAGCCUUCCCAUCGGAGGAGGCGAGCUGAAAGUGAAGGAGAAGCUUCUGACAGGGCCUUGAAAGAUUCUGUUGGAAGAUCACGUUCAUUUGAUGUUAAAACACAAUCAUCCAUUGGAACAGAACCAAUUGCUGCCGUUGUAAAAUCACCAGUAGAAAGUGAGGUAACAACAGAAAGCAUAGGUAGCCCAAACAGAGAUGAGAAACCACGUUCAGAGAGUAUGUCUAGUAAUGGUAGUGUGAAAGAAGGAAGUCUGGAAAAGCCAAUUAGGAAGAAAAGAAAAAUGCUUUUAGCAAUGAGAGGUUUCUUAGGACAAAAUCUUAAAAAUUUAAAUGGCAGUACUGUAAGUGAAUUAUCAGUGGAGGAUUCCUUCGAUGAACAUCCAUUCUUGAUGAAUACAGAUAAAAGUGGACCAUUGGAACGACAGGUAACUGUUAUUGAGAGGCCAGGUUUCUCUCUCAAAGGAGAUAACUCCAUGAUGUUAAGUCCAGUGAGGUUAGAAGUACUGGCAAAGCAAGAGUUACAGCAGCAGUCACCAGUGAAAGAAAAUACUGAGAUCAUCCAUGAUACACAGACAUCUAGUUCUUUACCUGAAGAAGUUCCUCUGCAUGUAGAAACUGCAAGUGACAAUGAAAGAGAUGAGCAGAUUUUGCCAGACACGCUGCAGAAAGCAAGUCCAGAAACCCUGAGGGACUCGCAAAGUGAUGAUGCGGAAAGUGGGCUUUCAUACAGUGAUAAUACUCCACAGCAUGUCUACACGCAGAAGGGGCAUCAUAAUCUGCUGAAGCAACACCUUCAGAAGGCAACAGCAGAGAAAGCACGGUUGGAAGAAAAUGCUGCAGAAUUGGGGGAGAAAGCUGAGAAGCUCAAGUAUGAAUUGGCAGAGGCACAUGAAGCAACUCGUAGUCGUGAUGAGGUAAUAGCAUUGCUUGAGGACCAGUUAAACCAUUUGGAAACAAUGUAUACAAAGUCCCUAGAAGAAUCACACAAGUACAAAUUACGUUUGGGUAAUUUGGAACAGGAAUUGAAGCACCUUAAAGAAGUGUGUUGCAAGCAUGAGGAUGAAAAGGCUCAUUUAACUGAAAUAAUUAGACUGAAAGAACUGGGAAAUAAUAAUUUUGAUAAAUCAUUGACAUCAAAGGAUGAAGAGAAGAAGAUGCGAGUUACUGGUGAGGAAGCGCCUGAACAGAAGCAUCAGGAAUUGGAGAGCGUUAUGAAUUAUUUAGAAAUGGAAAAGAACAAAUUAAAGGAAGAAGUACAUAAACUGGAGACAAAGAAUGGAGACCUCAUGCAGAAACUGGAUGCAGUUAUUACUAGAAAUCAAAUUCUAAGUGAAGAAAAGGCCGCCAAAAAUUCUCUUGACAUAACAACACUGCAAGAGCAUUCAGAGAAGUGGAAACAACUACAUGAAACAUGCAUAGAAAAACUUCAGAUGAUGGGUUCAUGCAGACCUUCAGUUGACAGUGAAGCUCAGAUCAGUAACACUUCACAAGAAUACUUUAGUCAUGAAGUGCAAAAAAUUAUUCUUACAAUUGAGGAAGCAAAAGAAAAAGAUUAUGUUAUUUGGCACAAUAAAAUUCAGGAAGAUGUUUUAAAUGCCAUUCAUCUACUAAAUGCAGAGUAUUCAAGAGCUGAAUUAUCGCUGUUGAAACAUAAUGAACAACUUGAGUUGGUUAUAAAUAAGCUGCUGGAAGACUUACCAGAUCCCUUCUCAAAACAGGCCCCUCAUGAUGAGUCCAGUAAAGAGACUGGUAGCACAUACACAACACUGAAACUGUUGGAAGAACUUAUGUUGCUCAACAGUGAACUUGAGGAUCAGUGUCGGCAACUCAGGAUACAACUUGAGCACCAACAAGAAGAGUUGAGGAGGAAGUUGGAGACAAUGAGACCAAGUUCAGAUACAUGUUCAAGGGAGUCAUCAAAGACAGAGGAAGAGCUGCGAGAAGAGAAUAUACUGUUGAAACAACAGAUAACAAGUUUCCUGAGUCAGAGUCCACAAAACUUGAGAGAAUUAUGGUGUGAGCUAAAGCAUGAAAAUGCUAAGUUGAAAGAACAAAUAGGUAUACUUUUAAAGAAGACUGAACCUGAAGAAGGGAUAGAAAUUGUAACAGAAACAAAGCAGAGAGAUGGCAGACAUGCAGUAAAUGUUAAGAAACAGAUGGCAGAACUGCAGGCUCAGAUGAAGACGUCAGUGUGCUAUUGUGAUAAAGGGGUAAUGACAAACUUAACCAUGUUUGCACCUUUGAAGAAAAUCAAGCUAAAUGAAGAAGAUGAACUUAAACAUACAAUAGAGAGAAAUACACAAGAACAGGAAACAGUGACUAGUCCCAUAAUAUGGGAACAGAAUCCAAACUGUGCCCAAGUAUUGUUGCUUGAAUUGAGGAAUGAAAAUGUUAGGUUGCAAAGACAAAUAGAUUUACUUUUGGAACACAUCAGAGACCAAGAAGACAUGAUACAUAAAGAAACCAUGACAGAAACUGACAUAGGGACUAUACAGGCAUCUGACCAAUUGCUUAUGGAAAAUUUGCAAUUAAAACAGCAAAUAAUUUUACUUACAGAGAAAGUAAAACAAAACAGUGUGACAGGACAAGACACAGUGCCUGAACUCAUAGCCUGUGGAUGCCCAGAACAGUACAGUGACCUGCUGAAUAAGUUGAAAAUUGAGAAUCAGAAGCUGAAAGAGCAAGUGGAUGUAUUUGACUUGCAUUUGAAAGGGAAAGAGGCUGUGGAAGAUAGGGGCACUAUGACUGAUCCCCUGGAAUGUAAAGAGGAACAGAAAUGUAAGGAUGAGGACACUAAACUUGAACCAGAUCUGAUGUUACUUCAGAGUAAGUGUAGGCAACAGAAUAAGGAAUUUAGAGAUGGAAGGGCAGAUUUUGGAGUAGUGUUAGAAGAGGAUGAGAGUUGUGAAUGUGGGCCUACCUGCAACAGUUCAAAAAUUAAUACAGUAGUGUCAGAUGGGCACUGUUCACAUAAAGCAUUACUAGAUGAUCAGAAUAUGAAAGAGAUUUUUAAUGAAAAAUCGACAGACCAAAAAGUAGAGGUUGUAGAGAAGCUCUUAACAGAAAACAGGGAAUUAAAUUUACAAUUAGAAGCUGUGAAACUUGAACUGGAGGAGUUUCACACUAAAACAAUGAUGCAUGAAGUACAGCCUCUUAAAACAGAAAUUCAUUCUGUGCAGACAAUGACAGAUCCAGAUACUGAGUUGGUGCGUGUAUCUAUGGAGAAUGCUUCCCUGCAGGCCCAGUUGCAGCAAGUAUCCAAAGAAUGUAAAAAGAGAAAAGAGGACUUGGAAAGAACAUUAAUACUGUUGAGAGAAUCAAGAGAAUCUUCCAGCAUCCUUCUAAAAGAGGCUCAGGAUACAAAUGCAUAUGAGAGUACUUUGCUGAAGAAAGAACUGGAAGAAGUGAAGAGAAAGGUUAAGCAUCAAGAGCAAGAAAUGGUUAAAAGCAGAAUAAGCACUAUUGAAGAACAUCAGCAAACAAAAAUCACAGAAUUAUGCAACUUAUUAGAUCACCUGAGGAAGGAAAAUGCUGAUCUACAAGCACAGAUAAAGAGAAUGUUAAUUGACAAGGCUAUGGAUAUGGAUGUUCCAUAUGGAUGUCAGAAUCUCCAGCAAAAUCAUGGAACUUCAAGAAAUCUCUCAGUAGUGGCAAAUAAAAAUCUGGACUCAUUAGCCCAUCUGCUUUCUGAGGGCUGCUCAGUGUCAUUAGAAGAAGCACAACAUAGAACUCAAGGCAUAAAGGCAGAUAAUGUUGAGACUGUAGAUUUGGCCAUGCAAGCACAGGGUGACAAUGUGUUCGCUGUGACUGGUGGUCCUACAGCAAAUCCAAAGGAACCCAAGUCCUCAGUUAGGACAAAUGAUAGGAGGGAAAAUGAACCGAAUUUCAGUAAUAUUUCUUUACUGAACAAAGAGAAACAAAAUUCUCCAAGUGCUGAAAAUAAAUCCCGAAUUCUAAUAAAUGCCAACAGAAGAAAACAAGAAUUACAAAAUACUAAUUCAGCAAAAUCACAGCUCAGCAGGUACCCUGGACCUUCAGUGCAUAUUACAGGCAUAGGAAAUAAGACAGACAAAGCAGAUUGUUAUGCAUUGACAGAAAAUUCUCAAAGUCCCAGUCUUUUCACAAAUAAGAAAAUAAGAUCAGAAGAUGGACCAUCAGAAUCUUAUAAGGAACAAGCACAAGGAGACUGUGCCUCAAAGCUAUCUGUUAUGUCAGUUCAUGGGUCUGGAAGCAUUGCAAACUAUCAGCAAAUAUACAAAGAUAACAAUAGCUCUAGUUCUGAAGUGUUCUUGGACAUGGCAUGUUGCCAGAACCAAAUGCCGUGUGGCCUGUCGAAUGAAAGUACUUCAGACCUGGGAUCAGUAAGUCAAGAGCCAGCCUGCAGAGCAAAUUAUCGACAGUGCAGGGAUGCAGCAACAAAUACAACACCCUCAAUACAAAAUGUUGAACUGCAAAGGGAACUACAACUGGAAAAGGAUAAAUGUAGGAAGUAUCAGCAAAACGUAAAGAAAUUAAAAUCUGAUAUACAGUUGCUGAAGAACAAACUGGGGGAAAGUAGGAAACAGGGAAAAAUAGAGUCAAACAUGGUCUUGAAACAAAAUAACACUGAUAAUAAUAAUUCAUUACUGACUGGUAUACAAAGUCCUUCACAUUAUGAUCCAAACAUAUCUGAGUUCCAGAGGCAGGUGGCUGAACUGGAACACAAAGUGCAAGAAGAAAAUUCAAUGAGAUUUUCUCUAGAAGUUCAAAUAAACAAAAUGAGAUAUGAACUUCAGGAGAAGUUGCAACUGGAGAAGGAGCUCAAUAUUCUACACAGUCGCCUUGAAAAGGAUUUUGUGUCACGUUAUGAGCUGGAGAAAUUGAGAAAUAGUUAUGAAGUGGCCCUAAGUCAUGCAAAAUAUGAGGCAGAAGUAGCAGCCCGUGAUGAUCUCAACGAAAAAUUGUGCCAAAUCAGUACAUUCAUAGAAAAACAGGUUCAAGAACAAACACGUCUUAGUCAGUUAAGGAACACGACUGAAGCCCACAUGAAACAAGAUUUUCAAGAGACAAGACUUAAACUUCUCUCAGAGUUGGCUAAAGUUCAAGCCUCAUUACAGUCCAAAGGAGAGGAAGAGAAAGAAUUGAGAGAGAAGUGUGAAAAGUUAACAAGGGAAUGUGAGAAGAAACAUGAAAUUAGGAAGAAAAAACUUAUAGAGAAAUCAUACAAUGUAAAUCUUGCCCCAAAUUCCAAUUUGAAAGAGAAGGAGCUAAAUUCUAAAGGCAUGCUGGAUAUAAGGUCACCUGUGCACCAGUCUGGUCCAGUACAGGCUGUGAUAAAUCCCAUUUCCAGUCCAGCAGUUGCAGUGACAGCCCAUGUAGCUGAUGCUUGGCAAACUGAGCAUCCUUUCAGUCAUAUUUUGCGCCGGGAACUUGAGAGGAGCAUCCGUAAACAUACACGUACUGAUUCCCUUUCAGAGCACCCAUCUAGCAGCUGUCCUCAGGCUGCAUCAGAAGAACAUUUGGAACUCCUGAAAAAGAAGUACUUCCUUCACUAAUUGGAAUCCAGCUAACAGCUUUGGCUAAUUUGUUAACAAUGUUACAAAUUUAAAAUUCAAUCUUUACCUUUUACUGUAUGCCAAAAAACAUGUAUAUGUAUACCUAUGAAAUCAAUUUUCUGUAGAUUCAUAGCUGUCUUCCACAAUACUGCUUCCAGUGUUAUUUUUACUGUUGAACAUUUUACCAUUUUGGUUAGGCACGUGCGAGAAUUAAUUUUUCACUUCAAUAAAAGAUCAAGACAAGAAUUUGGAAAAUCUUGGGGAAUUGAGAAAAGAAUGAGAACUUUCUGCUGUGGACCAGUUUUUUCACGGCAAUAAUUUAUAACAAAAGCAACCUUUUGAACUGUACAGUAAAGUGUACUGCCAUGUUUACUUGAGUGACAAUUCUGAAUGCAAGAUGAUCCUGCACUAGGAAACAUGUCUGCACAUUAAAAGUAAUUUUAUGAAUUAAUUUCAUAAUCUUAGUACAAAGAUGUGAAAGAAAACAAGUAUUAGGAAAAAUGUUAUAUAUGAAAUUUAUCGAGUCAAUUUCCUUCUUUAAGUCACUAGCCUUAUUCGCUUUCAUAAGUCUGUUCACAAGUCCCGUUGCCUGGUUAAUCUUCAUUGUCUUCACAAUUCUCUCGAUCUUGUCCCAUAUUCAUUGCUCACACUCUCAUUUUUGCUGUCAACAUUCCCAACUUCUUCCUUAUCCUCCCAUCCAUUUCAUUGGAUAUACAUUUUUUAAAUCCUCUGAUCAUCACUUCUGGAGAGAUCUGUUGUCAUGAUCUUGAUCCACUGGCAUCUUUAUUGUCCCCUUGGUGUCAGAACUUGGUCCCCUACCAAGAGCCAUUCAGGAUAUUGUUCUUGCAUAUGAUUAUUAUAAGGCUUAUUGACUAGCAUGUGUAGUUAUGAAGUCAUCCUUCCAGUUAUGACCACAAGGUCAGUGUCUGACAGCCAGUGUUAAAUGACCUUCAGAUGCAUCUAGCACAAGCAUCCCUUAUUUUCUCAACAGUAUUCUUGGUCUUGUGUUCCAGACAAUUUGUGAGCAGUCCCCAAUCCGUUGUUUUGGUUGUCCUUCCUCUACUUAGAAGUAUGAUCAUUAGCCCCUCAGAAAGCUGUUUUUUUUUCCUUUCUUAAUUUGCUUAGUGGGGGGGUGGGGGGUGGAGUCCAGCUGGGUCCACUUGGCAUGGCAGCCACUGAAUGGCUUAUUGUAUCUGCCCUGGGUGAUUGAUAGACUAAUUGAAAUUGGAAGGUGCUAUGGCAUGGAAAUGAAUGUGGAGAAAACAAAAGUAAUGAAAAUU
Messenger RNA from Cryptotermes secundus, 10000 nucleotides. RefSeq lists its product as uncharacterized. The coding region runs from base 21 to 8720 and encodes 2899 amino acids. Gene Ontology annotation, molecular function: protein binding. The record is from RefSeq and is a predicted model, not a curated record. NCBI's taxonomy places the organism in Eukaryota, Metazoa, Arthropoda, Insecta, Blattodea, Kalotermitidae. The transcript is spliced from 19 exons.